UCUAGGCAGACUCAAACCUCUAGAUUGCAUUUCAAUAUACAAUUUAAAUCCACAGAUAAAUGUAGACCAGGAAGAAUGAACACCUGUCAGGUAAAUAAUGCAGGUAUAACAUGAUCAAAGUACACAUAACUGUCGGGGAGGACAGCCGCCAUUACGAUCCACAAGCAGAUCUGAUGAUGGACUCCCGUACCAGUGCCCAGGACGUGAUGCGAUGUGACCUGUGUGAGACCGCCCUGGUACAGAUGCACUGUGAUACAUGCCUGGUCAAUCUGUGUAAGGCCUGCGUGGGGGAACAUUUCUCUGCCGACCUCUCAAAGCCUCACAGAAUUGUUGAUGUCAAGGACAGGAAUUCCACCCUCCUCUACCCUGGGUGUACCUCUCAUGAAAAAGAACGAUGUGAGAUGUACUGUAAUCAGUGUCACAUUUCAGUCUGCAGUACCUGUCUGGCAUCAAGUCAACAUUUAGGUCACGAAUUAUCAAAAAUAUUGCAAGUAUUGGGGGAAAAGAAAGAAAAGAUCAAUAAAGAGAAAAAUGAGUUAAAUGAAACAAUUUAUCCAACCUACCAGGACAUUUUAUCUGAUAUACAAAACAGAAUGAGUUGGUUAGAAAAGAAAUAUGGAGAUCUCUCAACAGCCAUAACAAAACAUGGAGAGGACUGGCACAGAGAAAUUGACAAACUCGUCCAGAAACUGAAAUCUGAAGUAGAGGAGAUGAAAACCACACAGUUACACACUCUACAGAAACAUCUGGACGAAGUUAACAAGAAAAUCUCUGAAAUCAAUGAUGAAAUCAAUUCGAUGGAUGUUGCUUUGGACUCUAAUGACAUUUCAAAAGUAUUCAGUCUUAUGCCUAAUGUAGAGGAAUACAAAAAUCUUCCACACAAAAUUCUGCCAUCUUUACCUAAAUUCAACCCAGGAAGAAUUCAAGAAGAACUCAGUAAACUGUUUGGAACUUUAUCAUCAAUUUCUGUCCGAUCAGAAGAACAUGGUUACAGUAUAAAGACAACACAGAAAUCCCCAGAAGCUGCAUCCGCUCCUGUCAUCAAACAGCUGCUUGAUGAACCACAGACUGUCACCACCAUACACACCGAGUAUGAUAGAUACCUUUACGAUGUGGCCUGUCUAAGUGAUGAAGAAAUCUGGACAGAUGGAACUGGUAACAUGAAACUCUACAGCAUUAAACAGGGAUCACUACUCAAGUCAAUCACAACCAGGUCAGGAAACACUCCAUGGGACAUAGCAGUGACAAACAGUGGGGCUCUGGUUUAUACUGAUGACAGUGAUAGAACUGUGAACAUUGUGAAGAAUGAAGAGAUACAGACCAUGAUCACAUUACAGGGGUGGAGACCUCGCAAUGUCUGCAGUACCUCCUCUGAUGAUCUCCUGGUUACCAUGAACAGUGAUGAUGGAAAACAAUACAAAGUUGUGCAUUACUCUUCCUCCACAGUGACACAAACCAUUCAGUUUGAUGAUCAGGGUCAUCCUCUCUAUUCAUCUGGUGAUUAUAGCACUAAAUUCAUUAGUGAGAACAGGAACCUGGAUAUCUGUGUGGCUGACACGACAGCUAAAGCAGUAGUGGUGGUCAAUCAGGCCGGGAAACUGAGAUUCAGGUACACUGGACAUACUCCUGCUCCACAGAACAAACCAUUCUAUCCACGAGGAAUCACCACAGACAGUCAGAGUCACAUCCUUACAGCUGAUGAUAACAAUGACUGUGUCCACAUCAUAGACCAGGACGGACAGUUCCUCCGUUACAUAGACUGUGGACUGAGUGAUCCCUGGGGACUGUGUAUAGAUACAAACGACAAUCUGUUUGUUGCUCAACGUAGAAACAAACAAGUGAAGAAAAUUAAAUAUCAGCGGUGAAAUUAAACAUCAGUGGUGGAUUUAGACAGCAGUGAAAUUAAACAUCAGUGGUGGAUUUAGACAGCAGUGAAAUUAAACAUCAGUGGUGGAUUUAGACAGCAGUGAAAUUAAAUAUCAGUGGUGGAUUUAGACAGCAGUGAAAUUAAACAUCAGUGGUGGAUUUAGACAGCAGCAUUCCUGUUAAAACUGAAUAUUUACAUGUACAAAUGAUUUGUUCCAAUGGUUUUCAUUUUUCAAUAAAACCCUACAUGUAUUGAUAAAAACAAAUGAAAUCAAGUAAAAAGCAUACAUAAAGAGUAUAUUUCUGGGUAAUGUUUGUUGAAAGGGGAGACAGUAUAAAACAAUUAAUGAUGGAC
This is a messenger RNA of Ostrea edulis (European flat oyster), 2221 nucleotides long. RefSeq lists its product as uncharacterized. The transcript is spliced from 2 exons. Bases 111 to 1865 code for a protein of 584 amino acids. NCBI's taxonomy places the organism in Eukaryota, Metazoa, Mollusca, Bivalvia, Ostreida, Ostreidae. Gene Ontology annotation, molecular function: zinc ion binding; protein binding. The record is from RefSeq and is a predicted model, not a curated record.